AUGCUUGGCGAGGGUUUCAUUUGGGCUUCUCAGGGCAAUGCUGCUUACCGCGACUGGGCUUUCAAACAGUGCCAGAGUCUGUUCACAUGCCUUAGCAACAACAAAAUACUGGUGGCUUUUGCUACCAUCGCCAUUGUUAAGACGUUGACGUGGGUAUGGUACUAUGUUGGAGGGUUCGGGCUGAACGAAUCCCUAAAAAUGCUCAAAAACCACACACUCCGGCCUUUCUUCCUUUCUCUGACGUCCUCGUUCCUGCUGAGGUCCAAAGUCGACAAAGAGGUCAAAAAAUCGCUGAUCAGUAUUGAAGAUAGUCUGAUGAAGGGUGACGAGCGAUUGACGCAAUUCUCGCAUCUACCUUCGACCGGUUUGGAAGAACAACAAGUGUUGCAGGAGCUUGACCUUUCUCAGAGGGUAUUGGCUCACUCAGACUGGGAAGGUGGCAAAGUUUCCGGCGCCGUGUACCAUGGUGGCAAGGAACUGAUCCACCUGCAGAGUCAGGCGUUCGAAAAGUACUGCGUUGCUAACCAGUUACAUCCUGAUGUCUUUCCUGCCGUCAGGAAAAUGGAAGCGGAAGUGGUCUCCAUGGUGCUCAACAUGUUUCACGCCCCCGAAUCAACUGCUUGUGGUACCACAACUUCAGGAGGCACGGAAUCGCUGUUACUGGCGUGUUUGAGUGCCAAGAUGUACGCCUUACACCACAAAGGAAUCAAGAAUCCAGAAAUCAUCGCUCCCGUUACUGCACACGCGGCAUUUGAUAAGGCAGCUUACUACUUUGGUAUGACUUUACGGCAUGCGCCAUUAGACCCCAAGACUUUUAAAGUCGACCUCAAGAGAGUUCGCAGAUUAAUCAAUAAGAACACUGUUUUACUGGUGGGAUCUGCACCAAACUUUCCAUACGGUAUUGUGGACGACAUUGAGGGUUUGGGUAUGCUAGCCCAACAAAAAAAUAUUCCCUUACACGUUGACUGUUGUCUAGGUUCCUUCGUCAUCGCACACAUGGAAAAAGCUGGCUUCAAAGACAUACCUCCAUUCGAUUUCAGAGUGCCAGGUGUCACUUCUGUUUCAUGCGACACCCACAAGUACGGAUUUGCGCCAAAGGGCUCCUCUGUUAUUUUGUACAGGAGCAGAGAACUACGAAUGCAUCAAUACUAUUUGUUAGCGGAUUGGGUUGGCGGGCUUUAUGGCUCUCCCACUCUUGCUGGCAGUCGCCCGGGGGCUCUGGUAGUAGGUUGCUGGGCAACUAUGAUUCGCAUCGGAGAACAGGGGUAUAUUGACUCUUGCAAAGAAAUCAUCAGUACUGCAAGGGAGCUGAAGACAUACAUCGAGGAUAGAAUUCCGGACCUGCAGAUUAUAGGCGAUCCCAAAUGCUCUGUAGUUGCUUUUACAUCGGACAAAAUUGAUGUGCAUGAACUCUCGGACAAACUAGCGCAAAAAGGCUGGCAUUUGAGUGCUCUACAAAAUCCUCCUGCCCUGCAUUUGGCCGUUACCUGGCUUACAAGACCAGUAAUAUCUGAGCUAACUGAAACACUACGUGAUUUGGUUGAAGAACUAAAAAAAAACGGAACCAAAAAGCCAUCUUCUGACGGAACCAGUGCCCUUUACGGUGUGGCAGGAAGUGUCCAAACUAGCGGAGUCGUAGAUCGACUGCUGGUAGGAUUUCUUGACACACUAUAUAAGACGAAGCGUGAUUUUUAA
This is a messenger RNA of Lachancea nothofagi CBS 11611, 1695 nucleotides long. The record is from the annotation of a GenBank genome assembly. NCBI's taxonomy places the organism in Eukaryota, Fungi, Ascomycota, Saccharomycetes, Saccharomycetales, Saccharomycetaceae.